Molecule: messenger RNA, 3787 nt
Organism: Topomyia yanbarensis
Lineage: Eukaryota; Metazoa; Arthropoda; Insecta; Diptera; Culicidae
Product: transmembrane protein 134
Exons: 2
Coding region: 396-947 (183 amino acids)
Source: RefSeq, a predicted model, not a curated record
CAAUAGUUUGAAGUGAUUAAAUUUGCAAACCAGAAGGAAUAAAAACAUUUUGCAGCAGUUUUUUAUAUGAUGCAUCUGCACAAGAAAAGGUGAACAAAAUCGCAAAAAAUAGCAUUGAUUAUUCACUCAAGGAUUUCUAGACAACAAAAAAGUGAUGAUGUUAUUCUAGAACCGCUCGCUCGAUAAAAUACCAUUGAAACGACUAAAUUUGUGCACAUCUGCUGGAAGCUAUAAUAGUAUUAGGUAUGUGUGCAGUUUAGUGUUUUGGUAUUUACAGAGAAAAAGUGAAAAUUGACCAUUAGCUGACUGCAGUGCGGCAGCGGUAAUACAAAUUCAAUUUGUGGCUUAGCCUUUGCGUGUGUUCAGUAUCGGCCAGAAAACAAGUGAUAGUGACGAUGAACUCAGCCGGAAGUGUCCGUGGAUCAAAUGCAAGUAGUAAUGGCAAAGAGCCCAGCAAACGCUUCUCGAUUCAUGAUGCCUUCGAAGAGGAGACGGACGAGGUGAUCAAAGUUUACGGCACGACCGUAAUAUCAACACCGAUACGAGCCAAAGCCCGAUCACCGGAUGACAUUUCGAUACGAGUACAUCAAGAUCAAAGGACUCUAAAGUACACCGAUGAUACCACCUCUAGGGAUAGCGACUCACUGAUACAGGAGUACGGGAAUUUAUCCACCAACGACACCUACACCUACUGCUGGCGGCAUCCAAAGGUACGGGAAAAUUGGCGCACGGUGCUGGCCGCCGCCACCCUGCUGGUCAUCGGAACCGGCCUGAUAGCGAUGGGAGCAUACGCUAUUGCCGAACCUCACAACGGCUCACAGGCUGCAGUUUUCUUCGUUGCCGGAUUUAUUUGCUUCGUACCCGGAGCGUACCACGUCGUGUACAUCUGGCUAGCAGCUCGCGGUUAUCGAGGCUUUGAUUUCUACCAUCUGCCUUUGUUCACGUAAGGCGGAGAUGAAUGAGCGUAGAUUUACGGUCACCAUACGAACAACACAAACUCUGCUCAUGCUUCCUUCCCUGGGGAGAAGGACAGCGGAACCGGGAUCGAGGAAAAAAACUUUAUUACGGCACUUUCUGAAUAGUCCACGCGAAAGAAACUGUAGCUCAGAAAUGGGAUGUGAUUAAACUGUAAAUUUAUUAUACAUUUUUCUUAAAAUUGGACGCGGACAUUUAUUUAGAAAGAUCUUUUUGAAAAUAAAAAUGAUAAGUUAUUUUAUAUCUCAUAAGAUUUAAGAUAUAUACACCUCUCUAUUAAACAAUGUAUAGUUAUAGAUUUUCAAAAUUAGAACAUUUAGUAUCGAUCGAAAAAAUAUCGAAAAUGAAGACUAACAUGAAAGGCCGUCUCACCAAACAAUUGCAGUUUGGAUCGAAUAAAAACAAAUCUGAACAUACCUAGUACUAAACCAAAAGCUUAUUGCUUUUCAUAUGAAUUUAGCUAUUUAUAAGCUUUCAUCUAUCUAAUACAUUCGAAGCAAGAAUUGUUUUUUAUAAAUUUGACUGACCAAUACGGGGGUGAACGUUUCAAUAAACAGAUCAGCAUACUUUUAGUAGGAGGAUGGAAUUAAACUUAGGCUGGUUAAAAAAUGUGUACAUUGAUUUGGCAGAAAUUCCAGGGCAUUUUACAGGGUUUGAGAUGAAUUUAAAGAAAUUAUCUUACUAGUACUCAUUUAAAUCGUUUUUUAAGAUGAAUUCAUCACCUUUAAAUACACUAAACGGUGCAGUAGACACCAAUAGUUUAUGCCAAAAAUAACAGAAUUCGAAAAAUCUCUGAAGCAAGCAGGCAGUUUUAGUUUCCCUUGUAAUCGAAAACAAUAUGGUAGCAAAUCCACAUUGAUGAAUAUAAAGCAUUCAGUCGUAUUCGAAAAAGAUCACUGCAGAUUGUAUUCGUUCAUUUGCAUACCGUUAAAUCAACAGCGCUAACAGUUAUUAAAAAAGAACAUCCAGCCGAUAUUCGCGACGUAGAGUAAACCAGAUUGGAGACCAAUCUUCAACAUGUUACUUUUUCCGAACAAAGAACCUAUUUUUCGAAAACAGGCUUCCAAUGUAUACAAUAGGUACUAAAUUUCAAAUGGUUAUUCAACUACUGAAUUCGUAAGGAAAUGCUCAAAAAAUCAAGAAAAAUGGUAGAUCUGGCUGUUGGAAUAAAUAACAUAUCUCAUCACUAAAUGAGGUAUCGAUCUACAUUAUCAUGUUAUUCAUACAAGUUAAUUGUUACAAGGGACCACCACUUGUCCUCCCUGCUAGCGCCUAAAUGUAACAGGACACGAAAAAUUAUGUGGAUUCUUUUAUUUUUUCUUAGACUUUGUCUAUGCUCAAGCAAUAUCAACUCAUAAAAUGAGCGCAGUCAAUAGGUACACCAAAAGAAGGAGACCGCAACUAAGCAUAAAACCAUGAAUGGAGCUUACUUAAUAUUCAAAUAGUAUCGCGCAUCGGAUGCAUUGCAACCGCGUUAUAGUGACGAAAAAUGGCACGCGCCACACAAUGUUAUCGUAUUAGGGUUUUAGAUGGUACCGAUCACAACCUGUUAAAGUGUUUAAAUGUGCCAUCAUCAUUUUGAUACUCGACGGUUUGGAAAAAAACAUUUGUACCCUGUUCGAGGUUGUAUUUUACUGAACUAAUUGACUUGCUUUGUACGAAUGAGAAGCGCAUAUGAUAGAGAAAAACAAUAUACUUUUCAAAACUUUUUUACACCUCACAACUAAACCCAACUCAGUAUUUGUUAUGAAACAGGGCGACACUGUACACGCGAUUUAACAAAUGCAGACAUUUCGAAAUAAAGCGUUUUUUUUAUUCUGCUGGUUUCUCGAGUCUUAUAGACAUCAAAAUCGCAAAAGGCUUCCCAUAUUAGAAUGUUAGAACUACUAUAUGAUAUUAAAAAACAUUUUUAAAUCAUCGUUAUUGAAUAUUAUUUAUUUUAAAUGUUUAUUCUGAUGGAUAGAGUAAUGCGUAAUAGAAAUAAAUUGUUUAAACGUGAACGACAUUCAAUUAGCAAAAAACUGGAAGAUAUGGAAAGUUAAUUUAGAACAAUAUUACUCAAAUGAGAGUACUAUUAUGAAGUAAAAAGCACAGAUACAAGUGUGGAAUAGGAUCAUGCAGGCAAAAUUAAAGUUUCUCGACAACCUAACACUUUGUCUUAUAUCGUAGAAAUUCGGAUGUUUUAGCACCGUUUAACCUGUACUUUCUCCUUCAUAAUUUUGUUCUAAGUUAGAACAGGAUUAUGAAGGAGGAAGUAAAACAAUUUAAUUUCUACGAUAUAAGACAAAGUGUUAGGUUAUCGAGAAACUUUAAUUUCCCCUGCAUGAUCCUAUUCCACAAUUGUAACUUCUAACGUUAGUUCUAAAUAAGCGAUUCAUACCUUCCAAUACCUUGCUAAUAGAAUGCCGUUAAAAUAUACUAAACAAAAAAAUUGGCUCACUAUUAGUCAUUAAAAAAUAACAAAUGGCAUUAUAACAAACUUUAAGCAAGCAUUUGAUGCAAAGUAGUCCCUACCUUAACUAUAUAGUGUAGCAGAAGGGAUUCAGAAUUUAUUUCGAAAUAGGUUUAUGAAAUGCAUCGCAUUAAAAAAUAAAUGCUGCUUUGUACUUUAAAACCGUGCAAAUUUAAUUUAGAUUAUACGUUGAGGAAAAUUUCAAAUUAAAUAAGAAGGAACACCAUUGGAAAGCAGUGAUCAAUUGUAAUCUAAAUCAGGCAUUGUGCGAAUGUAAUUGCAAUUAUCUAUUUUUGUUCAAAUAAUUAAAUUAAGCUAACGUAAAAUAAACAUUUAUAUAUAACUCGUGAUUAUCCUAAA